Messenger RNA from Eurytemora carolleeae, 656 nucleotides. Its product is annotated as lipopolysaccharide-induced tumor necrosis factor-alpha factor homolog. Gene Ontology annotation, molecular function: zinc ion binding. The record is from RefSeq and is a predicted model, not a curated record. Lineage: Eukaryota; Metazoa; Arthropoda; Copepoda; Calanoida; Temoridae. The transcript is spliced from 4 exons. The coding region runs from base 61 to 444 and encodes 127 amino acids.
UAAGCGAAGGGAAACACUGAAAACUGAACCCGGAGUAUAGUUUAGUGAAAACCCUCGGAAAUGGAGAAACAAAAUUACAACGCUUAUCAAGACCAAACCCAGCCACAGGGAUGGACCAGUCCCCCGCCAUACUACGAGGGGGACCAACAACCAACACAACAACAACCAACAACACAUCACACCAAUGUUGUUCAUGUUGUUCAAAAUAUCAAGUAUGGAAGACAACCCGUUCAAACAACAUGCGGCAACUGUAGAUCUACGAUUGUGACAGCAACUGAAGCAGAUACAGGAGUAGUAGCGUUUGCUAUAGCAGCUGGUUUCUGUGUAGUCGGUUUAUGGUGCGGAUGCUGCUGUAUACCAUUCUUUAUGGACAGCCUCAAGGAUGUCAAACAUACCUGUCCCAACUGUAACGCAUUGCUUGGAACCUUCAAAGCUGGAAUGUAGGAGAGGUGUAGAAGAAGUAGAAACCAUGUUUCUAAUUUUGUUUAUAAAUAAAGUGUAUUGCAACAGUUUCCGGGAGAAAUGUAAACAACAAAAUUUAAAUUUCGUUGCUCUUUAUGUUUAUAAAGUUGUAACUUUUUGUUAACAAGAAAGUCUUACAUUACAAUGAAUAUAAAGUAUGUACACCCUUGUAUAGUGUAUAUUUAAAAAAAAAA